Molecule: messenger RNA, 1137 nt
Organism: Sphaerodactylus townsendi
Lineage: Eukaryota; Metazoa; Chordata; Lepidosauria; Squamata; Sphaerodactylidae
Product: basic proline-rich protein-like
Exons: 2
Source: RefSeq, a predicted model, not a curated record
CCCCCACCCCCCCCCCCCCCCACCCCCCCCCCCCCCCACCCCCCCCCCCCCCCACCCCCCCCCCCCCCCACCCCCCCCCCCCCCCACCCCCCCCCCCCCCCACCCCCCCCCCCCCCCACCCCCCCCCCCCCCCACCCCCCCCCCCCCCCACCCCCCCCCCCCCCCACCCCCCCCCCCCCCCACCCCCCCCCCCCCCCACCCCCCCCCCCCCCCACCCCCCCCCCCCCCCACCCCCCCCCCCCCCCACCCCCCCCCCCCCCCACCCCCCCCCCCCCCCACCCCCCCCCCCCCCCACCCCCCCCCCCCCCCACCCCCCCCCCCCCCCACCCCCCCCCCCCCCCACCCCCCCCCCCCCCCACCCCCCCCCCCCCCCACCCCCCCCCCCCCCCACCCCCCCCCCCCCCCACCCCCCCCCCCCCCCACCCCCCCCCCCCCCCACCCCCCCCCCCCCCCACCCCCCCCCCCCCCCACCCCCCCCCCCCCCCACCCCCCCCCCCCCCCACCCCCCCCCCCCCCCACCCCCCCCCCCCCCCACCCCCCCCCCCCCCCACCCCCCCCCCCCCCCACCCCCCCCCCCCCCCACCCCCCCCCCCCCCCACCCCCCCCCCCCCCCACCCCCCCCCCCCCCCACCCCCCCCCCCCCCCACCCCCCCCCCCCCCCACCCCCCCCCCCCCCCACCCCCCCCCCCCCCCACCCCCCCCCCCCCCCACCCCCCCCCCCCCCCACCCCCCCCCCCCCCCACCCCCCCCCCCCCCCACCCCCCCCCCCCCCCACCCCCCCCCCCCCCCACCCCCCCCCCCCCCCACCCCCCCCCCCCCCCACCCCCCCCCCCCCCCACCCCCCCCCCCCCCCACCCCCCCCCCCCCCCACCCCCCCCCCCCCCCACCCCCCCCCCCCCCCACCCCCCCCCCCCCCCACCCCCCCCCCCCCCCACCCCCCCCCCCCCCCACCCCCCCCCCCCCCCACCCCCCCCCCCCCCCACCCCCCCCCCCCCCCACCCCCCCCCCCCCCCACCCCCCCCCCCCCCCACCCCCCCCCCCCCCCACCCCCCCCCCCCCCCACCCCCCCCCCCCCCCACCCCCCCCCCCCCCCACCCCCCCCCCCCCCCAGCUGGGGGUCAAGGCAAGACAUCUUAG